This is a messenger RNA of Tupaia belangeri chinensis (Chinese tree shrew), 1914 nucleotides long. RefSeq names its product Era like 12S mitochondrial rRNA chaperone 1 (gene ERAL1). Gene Ontology annotation, biological process: ribosomal small subunit assembly. Lineage: Eukaryota; Metazoa; Chordata; Mammalia; Scandentia; Tupaiidae. Gene Ontology annotation, molecular function: GTP binding; rRNA binding; ribosomal small subunit binding. Bases 102 to 1604 code for a protein of 500 amino acids. Gene Ontology annotation, cellular component: mitochondrial matrix. The record is from RefSeq and is a predicted model, not a curated record. The transcript is spliced from 10 exons.
CGCCACCUGCUGGCCCAUGAAAGAAGGGGUUUUUACAAAACUUUGGCAGGAGAAGAAAAUAUGGGAGUCCGAACUGAUCACCAGGCUCACAUAAAGUCUAAAUGGACAUUUUCUGCCUUUCUCAGCCUCCACCAGCCCCGGGAGAGGUUUGUCCCCAACCAAACCUCCGACAUCCCGUGGGUCUCGGCUGUUUGGGCGAGUCUAGCUCUCUUCUACUCUCUCGUUGGUUAGCCGCUCUGUCCAAUCGUAGGUGCGCUCCGGGUUCGUUCCCAGAGUGCAUUGCGGUUGCACUGGCUGCUCCCAGCCGGCGUGGGGCUGGAUUUGUUCGAGCGGUAUUAGGGGUCUGUCAGCUGAGCCCUCACACCGCAAGGGAGCGGGUGACUCCGCUCCCCUCAGCCUUAAACUGUCAACGGAGAUGUGUGUCCUGUGUUGCGGGCGCUGCUUUCUCUGGUGCCCGGCUGGCGCCCGCCUCUCGCCACUAUGGCCAGGGCUCAGCCCUGGACCGCUUCCUCGGAUCCUCUCAGCCCGACAAUUCAGUGACAACUCGCGUCCCUGCGGUAUCCAUGCACAGAGAUGAGCAAAAUCUCCUCUUGAUCCAUCAGCCUGACAUGCCUGAGAAUCCCCGGGUCCUACGAGUGGUCCUUCUAGGAGCUCCAAAUGCAGGGAAGUCAACACUCUCCAACCAGUUACUUGGCCGAAAAGUGUUCCCUGUCUCCAAGAAGGUGCAUACCACUCGCUGCCAAGCUCUCGGAGUCAUCACAGAGAAGGAGGCGCAGGUGAUUCUACUUGACACGCCUGGCAUCAUCAGUCCUGUUAAACAGAAGAGGCACCAUCUGGAGCCCUCCUUGUUGGAAGAUCCAUGGAAGAGCAUGGAAUCUGCUGAUCUUGUUGUGGUUCUCGUGGACGUUUCAGACAAGUGGACUCGGAAACAGCUCAGUCCACAGGUACUCCAGUGCUUGACUAAGUUUUCCCAGGUCCCCAGCGUCCUUGUCAUGAACAAGGUAGAUUGCCUGAAACAGAAAUCAGUUCUCUUGGAGCUCACAGCAGCCCUCACUGAUGGUGUGGUCAAUGGCAAGAAGCUCAAGAUAAAGCAGGCCUUCCACUCACACCCUGACACACAUUGCCCCAGCACAGCAGCUAAGCACUCAAAUACGGAGUCUGUGGAAAGCUCUCAAAAGAUUGGUUGGCCCCACUUCCAGGAAAUCUUCAUGUUAUCAGCCCUAAGCCAGGAAGAUGUAAAGAUACUAAAGCAAUACCUCCUGGCGCAAGCCCGGCCAGGGCCCUGGGAGUUCCACAGUGAAGUCCUUACUAGCCAGGCACCUGAAGAGAUCUGCACCAACGUGAUCCGAGAGAAGCUCCUGGAGUACCUGCCCCAGGAGAUGCCCUACAGUGUGCAGCAGAAGACGAUGGUAUGGGAAGAAGGACCCAGUGGGGAACUGGUGAUUCAACAGAUACUUCUGGUGCCCAAAGAAUCUCAUAUGAGGAUCCUGAUUGGUAAGAAGGGCCACCUGAUCGCCCAGAUUGCACAGGAGGUAGGCCGCGACCUCAUGGACAUCUUCCUCUGUGACGUUCAGAUCCGCCUCUCUGUGAAGCUCCUCAAGUGACAACCCUCUACUGCCCCUCCUAGGACACCCUAGCCCAAGCUGCUGGCAAGAGUCACUAACCAGGACUGCUAAGGGGGCAUGGACACUGGCUGGCUGCUAGGAGCCUGGCCGUGCUGAGUCUGCACAGUCCCUGCCGACUCUCCUGUUGGAGGAAGGACCUUCCUUAGCUCAGUUCCCAGGUAGUUGCUCUGCCUGGGGCCACAGCCACUUAGGCCUCAGGAGUUGCUCCCCUGGUGGCAGCAGCACAGUACUGCCUCCAACUGCCAUUGGGCCCAGAGCCCUGAGUUUCUCCCUGAGUUGCCAGUUAGCA